Messenger RNA from Radiomyces spectabilis, 1407 nucleotides. RefSeq lists its product as uncharacterized. NCBI's taxonomy places the organism in Eukaryota, Fungi, Mucoromycota, Mucoromycetes, Mucorales, Radiomycetaceae. Bases 1 to 1407 code for a protein of 468 amino acids. Gene Ontology annotation, molecular function: cysteine-type deubiquitinase activity. The transcript has 5 exons. The record is from RefSeq and is a predicted model, not a curated record. Gene Ontology annotation, biological process: protein deubiquitination.
AUGCUGAUAGAUUUGCAAAAGACAUACAACGAGCGAUCGAGUGUCCUGAAAACAUUGUUCAAUGUUCCCGAAUUACAGAAAACACCGUACGAUUUACGCGCUAUUCUCUACCACGAUAAUAUAUCAAGUGCUGGACACUAUUGGGCCUACAUCUGGGUUGAGCCCAGUGAGCAAAAUCUGUUGUGUGAUAUAGAAACCGACGCAGGAUGGUAUCGCUUCGCUGAUGCCAUCGUUACCCCGGUCACGGAAGGCGUAGUGUUCAAUGACACAACCACCCCCUUUGCAUUGCUCUAUGUCGACCGCCACAUUACCACUGUUUCACAAACGGAUCUAAUUAAUGCGAUACCACAAAGCUUACAGUCAUUCAUCGCUUCGGACAACGAGGAUUUCAUGCGACAAGUGGACUUUGCCAAUGAUCAACAGACACUUGACAGACAAAUGCAUGAUAUGACCUUGGAAGUGGACGAUAAUAUGAAUGACAGACAGCGGUAUUCGAUUGAGAGAUCCAUGUCACCGAUCGAAGAGACAUGGGACGACGAUGACCGAUCCGUUGCCGUUAAUAACCCUUUCAGCAAGAUCCGAAACACCACCAUUGUCCUAAUGCACAGAGUACAGCAACUCGAUGACAGUGAUUACCGAUUCAUGAGAAGCAUAAUCUUUUUCCUUGCAAAGAGUGGAAAUCAGGAAACUUUGGAGCGCAUAUUGCUUCUGUAUGGGCUUGACGACAGCAGCGCGAAUGAAAAGCCGAUGAUAAAUGAAGCCAAGGCUCGCGGGGAUCCCGAUUUUGCCUUGGUGUGGAAUCAAUUUGAGACCUAUGUUUCGAUUGGCCUGACCGUAGCCAAAGCGCUUCGCAGCUUUGCUGAGAAUAAUGAUCAUAUUGCCAUUGACUUGUUUGUCGAAGCGAAGCAACAGGAAGCACAGUGGAAGUCACAAAUGGUACUUGAUCCCAGCAUAUCGGAUCUUUACCGAGGAUGGCAACACUUGUCUUUUGAAACAGUGAUUGAACGAUUUGGCAGGGUGUGCCUCAUGAAUUUGAACAAAGCGGCUUACACCAAAGCGAUGAAUGAAGCGUAUCGAACGCGGGGAUUGGAAGAAGCGAUGCGAGUAGCGCAAAAAGCCCAAGUGAUCAUUGGGCCCGAAAAGAUAUCGGGUGAUUCGUUGUUUGGAGAAUUGGGCGAGCGAUGGUUAAGUUUCACGGGGAUGUCCGAUAUGAACCUCAGUGAUUCCCAAGCAGAACUCCUCAACGCGUUGGUCAUGGGGUAUUUGGAAGGACAGAAUACUGGAAAUUACGAAACUUCCGGUGAUCAAACGCCUUGCGCUUCACCCUUGGACGAUGUCAGCGAUGAACCAGUCUGGUUUUUAUAUAAACAAACAUUAGUAGAAGCAACAUUACGUCUUUCUCGUUAA